This is a messenger RNA of Durio zibethinus, 1313 nucleotides long. The record is from RefSeq and is a predicted model, not a curated record. Lineage: Eukaryota; Viridiplantae; Streptophyta; Magnoliopsida; Malvales; Malvaceae.
UUUUAAUCAUAGGCUUUGAUAUUAUUUUCCUUUUAACAGGAUUGAUUGAAGUGAAAAAUCUAGCUGGAAGUAAUCAGGUAAAACAGACAACAUUGUAUUUCCGACCAGGAUAGGAAACAGAAAACGAUGUCGUCACCGGACAUUGCUUCAAUCUUGGAAAACUCAAGGCAACUCGAUCGGUUAAGGAAAGAACAAGAAGAGGUUCUUAUCGAAAUCAACAAGCUUCACAAAAAGCUUCAAGCUACUCCUGAGGUAGUUGAGAAACCUGGUGAUUCUUCAUUAUCAAGGCUAAAAAAUUUAUAUAUUCAAGCUAAAGAUCUUUCAGAGAGAGAAAUAACGAUUUCCAACUUGUUACUAAGCCAACUGGACACUUUAUUGCCUUCUGGACCUCCAGGACAACAGCGAAGAAAGAUGGAAGGUAAUGAUCAGAAAAGGAAAAGAAUGAAGUCUGAUUCAGAUAUCUCUCGCCUUUCUCCUUCUAUGCGGAGUCAUAUUGAGGCUUGUGUUAGCCUCAAAGAUGAACAGGUAGCUGCAAGAGUCACCUCGGAUGCUGAGAAGGAUGAGUGGUUUGUUGUAAAAGUGAUAAAUUUUGAUGAGAAAACAAAAGAAUUUGAAGUACUUGAUGAGGAGCCAGGUGAUGAUGAAGAGGGUGGUGGCCAAAGGAAGUACAAGCUUCCUGUGUCUUGCAUUAUACCUUUCCCCAAGCGGAAUGAUCUUUCUAGUACUCAAGAAUUCCCCGCCGGAAGACAUGUUUUGGCCAUUUAUCCAGGAACAACUGCACUCUAUAAGGCAACCGUCAUCAGCACUCCUCGAAAGAGGAAAUCAGAUGAUUAUUUACUGGAAUUUGAUGAUGAUGAGGAGGACGGUGCCUUGCCUCAGAGGGCAGUACCCUUUCACAAGGUGGUUCCCUUGCCGGAUGGACAUCGGCAAUGAGAUCUGUGUAUAAAUGUGUAUAAUAUUUUAGAGCUGGCGUCUGAACAUGUGAAUCUGAACCCUACUUUUCACGUAACCUGUGUAUUGGCUUAGUAAUGAGAGAUUGACACUGAUAUCCCUUACUUCAAGUUCUAUUCUGCUUCUUCAUUGCUACCAACGGGUGGUUACAGCACCCUAGCACCUAGCAUUCGGUUCGAGCAUUUGGUUCGGUCAUUGGUGCAUUUGAAUCGAACAUUUGGCUCGUCAGUUUGGUCAUUGGUGCAUUUGGUUCAAGCAUUAGGUUCGGUCAUUGGUGCGUGAUCCCUUAGCAAGGUCAAAUCCCCUUCACCAAAUCAAAAAAAGUAAAAGUUGAUCAAAACUCAUUUUCCUAAAACCAACAG